AUGUCGUUCUCAUUAUAUCUUUUCAUAUUUGCUUCUCUUUCGAAAGCCGUGUCUGCUUCGGCUUUCAAUGAAAGAUCAACGACGUCUAUCUCGUCUGUCACAAGUGCACAAUGGUCUUCACUGAACACUAGUGUCAACGGGAGACUCCAUGCUGGAUACCCAUAUGCCAAGCCUUGUUACAGUUUCUACAAUGGCAGGCCCAGUCCGCCCAACGCUGGCCAAUGUUCUGCGGUUGUGAGUGGAUACGAUGAAGAAGUCCCUAUCGCAUCCAACUUCGGAGCCUACAUGAACGAGAAUUGGGCAGGCUGUCAAGCAAAAGCACAGAGCUGCGCCCUCGAUUUCUUGAAGCCAGACGACCCAAGCUACUUCUCUACACCACACAACUGCUUCCAGGGAAGCGUUCCGAACUACUACAUUGAUGUGCGGGAAGUCUCGGAUGUACAAGCAGCUCUGAAGUUCGCGGACUCUACUGGUGUACCACUCGUCAUUAAGAAUGCAGGCCAUGACUACAAGGGUCGAUCCAGCGCUCCAAACUCACUGGCUUUAUGGAUGCAUAAUGUUCAACCUCCUCUCAUUCGAGAUCGAGAAUUCACACCUGAAAGUUGUCCAUCGUCUGCUGGCGACUCUGUUACGAUGGGGACCGGACAGGGCUUUGGAGAUCUCUACGACUUUGCAGAAGCCAACAACAUCACUCUCCUUGGUGGCUCCAGCUCAACCGUAGCGGCCGCUGGUGGCUGGGUUGCAGGCGGAGGACAUGGUGCACUUUCCCCCUUGUACGGACUUGCGGUAGACAACGCAUUGCAGCUGAAGGCCGUUCUUCCAAAUGGCACAUACGUCACUGCGAACAGAUGCCAGAAUCGAGAUAUAUUCUAUGCUCUACGAGGUGGCGGGGGGAGUACCUUCGGAGUGACGAUGGAGAUGACAAUGCAGGCACACCCGCAGGUAACCGUACAAGUGGCCUUGGUGCGAUUCACAUCCCAAGAUCUUGGCCCUGUCAACGACUUGAUCUCCAUCUGCACGCAAAACGGCGCUCGAUGGAACAAUGAACGUUGGGGAGGCUACAUUUUCCCAGGAGCCGCAGGUGCCCAAACGACCUUCUUCUUCGUGAAUCCAGUCCUCACGCAUGCUCAAGCCGUGGAGAGCAUGAGACCAAUAACCGACUUCGCAACAUCCCUGGGCAACAUCACCACAUUGAACCUCGUCAUCACACAACCCUCCUUCCCCGAGGUCUUCAAGACAUUCAUUUUACCAGGCGCAGAAGCAGUGGGCCUCAGCGAAACAAUAGCAUCGCGGCUCAUCCCUCUGAGUCUCAUGGAGACUCCAGCUGGCCAACAAACCCUCGCCGAAGCCAUCGUCAAAGCCGGAGAUAUCCUCGCCAACGGCGUCCAAAACAACAACACUGAAUCCCUCCUCCAAAUCCUCGCCGUUGGUCCGGGAAACUUCAAGCCCGAUGGAACGAGCUCAGUCACUCCCGCAUGGUACCAAGCAGGCUGGCAUAUCAUCGCCGGACAGGGCUUCCCCAAUAACGCCAACUACAGCACCAUUCAGAAAGCCUUCCAAACUGUACAUGAAUCAGCGCAGGUUCUGCGAGACAUCACGCCUGGCUCAGGGGCUUAUCAGAACGAAGCGGAUGUGUUCGAGCCACAUCCGGAGCAGUCAUUCUGGGGGUGUGAGAAUUAUUUGAGAUUGUCGAUCUUGAAGAGACAGAUUGAUCCGAAGAAUCUUUUGACGUGCUGGGGGUGUAUUGGGUGGGAUAGGGGGGAUCCUAGGUAUGGUUGUUAUCCGACUCUGAACUGA
Molecule: messenger RNA, 1797 nt
Organism: Zasmidium cellare ATCC 36951
Lineage: Eukaryota; Fungi; Ascomycota; Dothideomycetes; Mycosphaerellales; Mycosphaerellaceae
Exons: 3
Coding region: 1-1797 (598 amino acids)
Molecular function (GO): oxidoreductase activity; FAD binding
Source: RefSeq, a predicted model, not a curated record